UCGCAUCAGUUUUCUGUUUCUAUGAACUCAGUGUCAGUUAUUGCUUAUUAUUUUCAAAUUACCAGUUUAAGCUCCAUUAUGGCUCUCUCCCGAAAGGAAAUCAUAGCGAUAUUGCUCUUGAUUACGACACUGCUCAAUGUGCUGAAUGCCACCUACUUUGCGAACAUCGUGCAUCUUCACUCUAGUUAUGAGCAGGUGGCCCAUCAGGUCGUCUGCGUAGGCACCGCCUAUAUCUGUGUGAUUUACGCCUUGAGCACCUGGCUGUACCAUUCGAACUACCAUCGAUCCCGCCAGGAAAUGCGAUUUGUGCUUGCGACCAUGCUUCUGCUCAUGAUAGUCAGCCACUGCGUGUCCACUUACUUUUUCAGAGAGAAGAUGGCAUUCAAAGGGCUGUCAGAGUGCACUGAUUUGCGUUCCCUGUUCACGAGCAUGACGAAUGUCGCUAAAAUGAUUUCCCUGGUCUUGUCGAUCAUAUGCAUCCUGCUGCUGUGCGUGGCCCUGCUGAUGGUCCUCUUCAAGACUUGGAGGUCGCGUAAAAAGCGAGCAAAAGCCGAGUUUAAGGAAUCGGCCUAGAGGUGGAGGAAGUAACCUCUGGUGGCUGAGGGAGGGCGAGGGCCCAUUUAGUUUGGUUUUCAUGCCACACCAAACAUUCCUUGUCGCUGCAAUGUGCCGCAGCAGUGGCAAUAAUACAAAUAUUAUACUUCUUUGUCGUUUGGCACAGACAGACACGAACACCUCGCUCUCGAAGCUUCUCUGAAAAAAGAUUCUGUCUGUGUGCUCCCCUCGCAGGUGAUACAGAAAAUAUAAAAGGCGGCGAAAGAGUGAAUGCCCUGAUGCUGAAGAUUUAUAAAACCAUUCAUUAUAACAUUUUAUGAAUUUUUGAAAUAUAAAAUAUAUGUACUACUUUACCAUUUUA
Molecule: messenger RNA, 916 nt
Organism: Drosophila kikkawai
Lineage: Eukaryota; Metazoa; Arthropoda; Insecta; Diptera; Drosophilidae
Source: RefSeq, a predicted model, not a curated record